UCCCACCAACCCCCUCCUGCGCCCGCCCCUCUCCCCCCCCCAGCUUCUCUGCCUGUUGUCGAAUCUGUCUAUCUGUCUGCCCUCUCUCGCUUACCGCUGUUCUCCCGCUGUGUGCACCCUGCGUAAACCAUGGCCGAAUCCAGACCUGCCCCUCUUCGUCUGGGCUCCAUUGCUCCCAAUUUCCAGGCUGAAACCACAAAGGGCCCCAUCGACUUCCACGAGUUCGUCGGCGAUGGCUGGGUUGUCUUCUUCUCGCACCCCGAGGACUUCACGCCCGUCUGCACCACAGAGCUUGGCGCCUUCGCUAAGCUCGAGCCCGAGUUCACCAAGCGAGGCGUCAAGCUGAUUGGCCUCUCCGCCAACACUCGCGGUAGCCACGAGAAUUGGAUUAAGGACAUCGACGAGGUGACUGGGUCACACGUGUCCUUCCCCAUCAUCGCUGACAAGGAGCGCAAGGUCGCUUACCAAUAUGACAUGAUUGACUACCAGGACACUACCAAUGUUGAUGAGAAGGGCAUCGCUUUUACUAUCCGCUCAGUCUUCAUCAUCGACCCCAAGAAGACAAUUAGGACGAUCCUAUCAUAUCCCGCCUCUACCGGUCGAAACUCUGCCGAGGUCCUACGCAUCGUGGACUCUCUCCAGACUGGCGACAAGCAUAAGGUCACUACCCCCAUCAACUGGGUUCCUGGUGACGACGUCAUCGUUCACCCUAGCGUCAAGAACGAGCAGGCUAAGGAGUUGUUCCCCGACUUCCGUAUCGUGAAGCCGUACCUGCGGUUUACCCCGCUACCUAAGGAGAAGGCGACUGUCUCGUAGGUAACCAGGGUAUGGUAAGGCACCAUGUUAUCCUAUCCUAGCGAGGAUGAGAGCUGGAAGAUAUUCGUAACGUUGGUGUCCCUUGCGCCACAAAGUAAAGCGUUAGAUAAUAAACUAUCUUCAAUCUUGAUCUUUUACAUUAGGUAAAUACUAAGAGCACUUUUAUAAAAUGAACUAGGUUUUUUUUAUGUAAAAUUUAAAAUAAGUUUACUUUUACUAUUAGUUUAAUACUUAUUACUUUUUAAAUUAUUAUAUUACAUUUUAUUAAAUGUAGUUUUAGGAAAUGUCGUUUAAUUAUAGUUAU
Molecule: messenger RNA, 1120 nt
Organism: Durotheca rogersii
Lineage: Eukaryota; Fungi; Ascomycota; Sordariomycetes; Xylariales; Xylariaceae
Product: mitochondrial peroxiredoxin PRX1
Exons: 3
Coding region: 130-816 (228 amino acids)
Biological process (GO): cell redox homeostasis; cellular oxidant detoxification; cellular response to oxidative stress
Cellular component (GO): cytosol; mitochondrion
Molecular function (GO): peroxiredoxin activity
Source: RefSeq, a predicted model, not a curated record